AUUUAGCCUACUAUCACUGUUUGAUUAGUGUUGAUUAACAAAAUUCGUACUACUAAUCACACUGGACUCUUAGGAAGCUGAAAAAUUCCCUCUUCCCUUUGGCAAAAUCCACAAAGACACACACACUAUUCCUUUCAUCAAUGGCGAUUACGUUCCUAGGGAACCUACAUAACAUGUGGCCAUUCUCCACAUUCAAAUUCGACCAACUCAAAUCGUCAAAACAAUUAGUAAACAAACUCAACAUCCCCGAUCACACCAAACAAUUCGUAUUCGCACUACGCGAUCCUAAUACCCAAUCCCUAAUUUACAUUCUCUCUUCUCUCAACCUAUCGCAACGUUCAGCUUUCGAUGCGGACUCUCUCAUCAAUGAAAUUAAACCCGACGCCGUUAUCGUUCAAGCUAGCGUUUCCCCUUUUGAUGAUGAAAACGACGACGUCGUUUUUGAUAUUCCGGUACCUACUUCUUCUUUUUCUGUUAUUAAACGAUGUUUUUUUGAUAAAAUUGGUAGGGAUAAGUAUGAGAGUGUUGCUGGUGAUUUUGUUCUUAGGGAGAUUUUUGGUACUGAUUUUAAUGGUCCUCUGUUUGCUGCUAGAAAAGCUGCUCAAAAUGUUGGAUCUUCCUUCAUUGUUGUUCAAUCACCUUUAGGGAAUUCUUGUUUGAUUAAUAACAAUGAUUGCAAUAAUAAUAAUAAUGAUGAUAGUAAUAGUAAUAGUAAUAAUUCUGGUGGAAUUGUUGAUGGUGGAAACCGUUUUAAAAGUAUUGUGAAUAGUUUGGUUCCUCCCCAGCAAAGUGCUUCUUCUUUGGCCUCCAUUGCUUUGAAGAGGUUUUCUCUAAAUAAAGAUGUUAGGAUGGUGUUGGUAGAGGCUUUAUCUGGUAAUAUGGAUCCUCUUUUGGUUGGUAAGAAUGAAAAUGAUUGUGUUUCUGAGAGGGGUUCGGUGGAAAUUCAGCCGACAACUAAUUAUGACACUCCUGCAUUUGCAAAGUCUAUUUAUCCUUUGCUCGAGGACUUGCAUGAAAUGUUUUCGGAUUUACCAUCGAUGCGGAAGGCAUUGGCACAUGUUCAGAAGAUGUUGUUGGAUGUAAAUAGAGGGGAGGUUCUUGAUGCUAGAACUGUUUCUGAGGUUUAUGCUUUUCGAAUUGCUGUUGAGGAGCUUAGAAUAGCUUUAAAUAAUAAGGGGUUGCGGCCGAUUGUCGAGAAAGACAUUUCUAAGUCUGAUAAGGUUGAGUUCUCGGAGCUUCCUGUUGAUGAAAAGUCACAAGUGUUAUUUGCUCAGGCAAUUCGUAGCCAGACUGAUAAGUUUAAAACCAUUGUGGCAGUGGUUGAUGCUAGUGCCUUGGCAGGUCUCAGGAAACACUGGGAUACUCCUCUUCCUGGUGAAGUUAAAGAGAUUGUUGGAGAAUUAAUCACGGAUUCUGAAGGCAAAGGGGUUAGUUUAAAUCAUGGUGAUCGAAAGCGGUUGUUGGCGGAUAGACCUGUGGUGGCAGUUGGGGCUGGAGCAACAGCAGUUUUAGGAGCUUCAUCCCUGACCAAAGUGGUCCCAAUGUCGACGCUGACGAAGGUUGUUGCUUUCAAAAUUCCAGCUUCAAUCAAGAUUAUACUCAGCCAGAUGCAGAAAGUACUGAGUAUUGCCCUUGGUCCAUCUAAAGUUGUGGCUCCUGGAUUUGCAACUUCUGGAGCCAAGACAUCGGGUUUCAUGAAGGCAGCUGCAUCUGCUGAAAAGCUUAGAGCCGUUACUCACAGUGUUAUAGCCUCUGCCGAAAAAACUAGUGUUUCAGCUAUGAGAACAGCAUUCUAUGAAAUAAUGAGGAAGCGAAAAGUGCAGCGUGUUGGCUUUUUACCUUGGGCUACAUUUGCAGGCAGCAUCGGAACUUGCACAGGCUUGCUUAUGUAUGGUGAUGGGAUUGAGUGCGCUAUCGAAUCUCUCCCUGCUGCCCCCUCAAUUGCCUGUUUGGGUCGUGGAAUUCAAAAUCUACGUGAGGCAUCUCAAGAAGUGAUGCAAACAGAAGGAACAAAAAUCCAAAAAUCAAUAGAUUCUCUAGUAAACAGAGUAAGAAAGGAAUAAAUGGGGCAGCAGUGGUGAAAGGCUUCGAAGGAGUGGUUCAUAUGUUAUGUAGUUGGAAUGAUACGGAAUGUAUAUCUUUUCACAAAUCUUUAUUUUUGUCGAUAAUUUUAAACUUUUUGGAGAAAAAAUAUGUUCUUAAAUAUAAAACUCAGAUGAAAUA
Messenger RNA from Cicer arietinum (chickpea), 2223 nucleotides. RefSeq lists its product as uncharacterized. Lineage: Eukaryota; Viridiplantae; Streptophyta; Magnoliopsida; Fabales; Fabaceae. The record is from RefSeq and is a predicted model, not a curated record.